AUGAGGCCCAUUCUUCUUGCCGGGCACGAGCGUGCGCUCACCCAGAUCAGAUUCAACAAAGAUGGCGACCUCAUCUUCUCCGUCGCAAAGGAUCAGCAAAUCUGCGCCUGGUUCUCCCACAACGGCGAGCGACUUGGAACCUACCACGGCCACGUUGGUGCCAUCUGGACAGUCGAUGUCAACCCCACCUCAACCAUGAUCGCCUCCGGUUCUGCCGACAACACCAUCCGUCUCUGGGAAGUCAAGACUGGCCGUCUCAUCAAGACCUGGGAGUUCCCCACCGCCGUCAAGCGAGUCGAGUUCAACGAAGAUGCCACCAAGUUGCUGGGAGUUACCGAGAAGCGAAUGGGUUACCUCUCCAACAUCGUCGUCAUCGACAUCAACCCCGAUCUCAACGCUGAGCAGACCGACGAGAAGGCUCUCACUAUUGUUUGCGACGAGAGCAAGGCCACCGUUGCUGGAUGGAGUGCUCUCAGCAAGUACAUCAUUGCCGGACAUGAGGAUGGUAGCGUAAGCCGAUACGAUGCCAAGACUGGUGAUCUCCUCGACAACGUUCCCGUCCAUGAACUCAACCAGCCCAUUGUCGAUCUCCAGUGGUCUCCCGACCGUACCUACUUUAUCACCGCAUGCAAGGACAAGACCGCCAAGCUCAUCUCUGCCCGCGAUCUCGAGGUCCUCAAGACCUAUAUAGCCGACACACCCCUCAACAGUGCCACUAUCACCCCCAAGAAGGAAUUCGUCAUCCUCGGUGGUGGUCAGGCCGCUAUGGAUGUUACCCGAACUUCUGCCCGUCAGGGUAAGUUCGAGGCUCGUUUCUAUCACAAGAUCUUCGAGGACGAGAUUGGUCGUGUGCGAGGUCACUUCGGUCCUCUGAACACUGUCGCUGCCGAUCCUACAGGCAAGAGCUACGCCAGCGGCGGAGAGGAUGGAUACGUGCGAGUUCACCACUUCGACAAGGGUUACUUCGACUUCAACUACGAGGUUGAGAGGGAACGAAUCAACCGAAUGCAGUAG
This is a messenger RNA of Fusarium musae, 1014 nucleotides long. It is a transcript of the gene TIF34, whose product is annotated as translation initiation factor eIF3 subunit. Gene Ontology annotation, molecular function: RNA binding; protein binding; translation initiation factor activity. The transcript has 3 exons. Gene Ontology annotation, biological process: cytoplasmic translational initiation. Bases 1 to 1014 code for a protein of 337 amino acids. The record is from RefSeq and is a predicted model, not a curated record. Gene Ontology annotation, cellular component: cytoplasm; eukaryotic translation initiation factor 3 complex, eIF3m. Lineage: Eukaryota; Fungi; Ascomycota; Sordariomycetes; Hypocreales; Nectriaceae.